GUUCCGCGUUUGGCCAGACACAAGAAACCGGGGUAGCUUUUAAAUGUAAACAAGGACAUUCUAGGCUCGACACGACCAGCCAGCUCCUCACCCCUGCGCGCAUCCCUUGAAAUUGAAUCCGCUGCUCAUAUCAAGAACACCAAUUGUACUGAUAUAUAACACCCUCGAACGCGUAAUUCAACCGAUUCUUAUACGAAACUUGACUGCAACAGAUUAUCAUGGCUCCCGUACGGCCACAAAAACGCAAAUCUCCUUCGCCGCCGAGCACUUCCCCGCGGAGGAGUCCUAUAAUCAAGAAGCGCAAAAUAGGCAUCACGCUUUCUCAGAAGCAGGCACUGAUUGACAACCUUCAGCUAGAAAUUACCGAACGCGCGCGGCGCUUAAGGGCUCAGUAUAACAUACAAGCACAGCAGCUGAGAUCACGCGUAGAAAUGCGCGUCAAUCGUGUUCCAACGACACUACGAAAGCUUAGGAUGGAGGACCUUCCCAAGAGGACACUUAACUCACAAAACACUCGGCUCGCACCCAGGCCUCAGUAUGUAAACAAGCCUCCGCCGGUCCCAGCAAAGGAUGGCACAUCGCCUAAGCCUAUCCCCCGGAAGCCAGUGCCUACGGCCAGCCCGGUUCGCGGGUAUAAACGGUUGAGCACCGAGAUUUCUGGCGCGGACAAGGAGAAUCAAGGCGAAGCUAUCGACAACCCUAAGAAGAGAGUACGGGGCGCGCCUGCGAUAUCAAAGCCGCCGGUUCCAGCAUCAGCAAUUCUGUCACCAACAUCAUCAAAUACGCGUGUUCUCCCUAGAGACCGGCCGGCUUCGCCUACAAAAUCUAUAAUCAGCCGGCCUGCAUCACCUAUGAAAGCACCAGCACACAAAGCUUCUUCAAAUAUCCUUUCAAGUAUAGUAGAAAGAGCCAAAUCUACGCGACCAGCAACCACCGCGAGGAAAGCCACCGCCUCCUCAACAGCAAGCUCCAGUGCUGGAACUACCGCGACGACAGCAACCGGCCGGACACGCAAAGCAGCAGCGCCACCACCAUCUACUACCGCUACUCGGGGUAAACGGAAGGCCAGUAUGGCCAGCGAAUCGAGCGAGGCAAGUACCGCAACCGUGGUAAAGAAGAAAACGGCUGCCUCGAGAACGAGAGCCGCUCCCGCCGCCAAGAAGAACGUGAUGAGCACAAUCAAAUCGGCCACAACGAAGACCGCCCCAGCAGCAAAAGCAGCCCCGGCGGCGCCAACAACAAGGAGGACGCUAAGGAAACGGGGACCUUAGAGUGAUGGCCUAGGUAAACGACGGUUUGCAUGUACACAAGAAAGGAUUAGGCGCACGGCGUUCGGCUAGGGACCACGGGAUAUCAUCAGGCCGGCUAAACGGCAUCACAUUUGCCUCGGG
Molecule: messenger RNA, 1391 nt
Organism: Xylaria bambusicola
Lineage: Eukaryota; Fungi; Ascomycota; Sordariomycetes; Xylariales; Xylariaceae
Exons: 3
Coding region: 219-1271 (350 amino acids)
Source: RefSeq, a predicted model, not a curated record